AUGGCUGUGUCCCUGGCCGGCGAGUCGGUUCCCGGAGACGGCGGAGACGCGCUCGGGAUGAGCCCCGCCGGCCUGGCUGCCUACUACCCCUCUUUCCUCCCUCCCGCCCAAUACUUCGAGGCGGCCCCCGACUUCUUCCAGCCCCUGAAACCCCUGGGCGGGCUGGUCCCCGCCUCCCCGCCUCUGCCCCCCUUCACCUUCAGCAGGGUCCCCGCUUUCCUGAGCCAGCCGCCCCCCCCGGGCUCGCCCCCGCCGCCCUACCCGAGCCCCCCGCGCAGGGCUGCCCGCAGCCCGGGGGGCGGCGGGGCGGCGGGGCAGAGCUACAGGUACCACUUCACCGAGGAGGAGCUCAACGCGGUGCUGUACGGGGCCCUCCGGAGCAGCCAGCUGGCCGGCAGCCUCCACGCCAUCUCGGGGCUCCGGGUGCCCCCCGCCAGCCCGGGUAAGGGGGUUUCCGGCUUGUGCUGCGGACUCCUCCUCCGCCCCGCUGCUCGACAGGGACUCGCUGCAGCUACCCGAAGGUAGGGGCCCGGCGCUGCCCGCGCCCCCCGCCGCCCUCAGCCGCGGCCGAGCCGCGCUCAGCCCGCCCUGUCCCCCGCAGGGCUCUCGGUGCUGCGGGUGGCGUACGGGGACGUGUCUCAGCUCGGAGUCUUCUGCACGGACCCCAUCCCCAAAGGAGUCCGCUUCGGCCCUUUCCAAGGCAAAGUGGUCAACACCAGCGAGAUCAAGACUUACGACGACAAUUCGCUGAUGUGGGAGAUCUUUGAAUACGGGCGCCUGAGCCACUUCAUAGACGGGAAGGGCGCCUCUGGCAACUGGAUGUCCCUGGUGAAUUGUGCCAGGUUCCCCGAGGAGCAGAAUUUGACGGCUAUCCAGUGCCAGGGGCAAAUCUUCUACGAGAGCUGCAAGGAAAUCUUGCCGAAGCAGGAGCUGCUGGUGUGGUACGGCGACUGCUACGUCCAGUUCCUGGGCAUCCCCAUCAGCCUGAAAGGCAUGCCGGAGGGGAAGAGACCCCCGCAGCACCCCGAAGAAGCCGGGGAGAGCUUUAAGUGUGAGCGCUGCGGCAAGGUUUUUGCCUACAAGUACUACCGGGACAAGCACCUCAAAUACACUCGCUGCGUGGACCAAGGGGACCGCAAAUUUCCUUGUCACCUUUGUAACCGAUCCUUUGAAAAAAGAGACAGGCUGAGGAUCCAUAUUCUCCACGUUCACGAAAAGCACCGACCUCACAAGUGCUCAGUGUGUGGGAAGAGCUUUUCUCAGUCCUCCAGCCUGAACAAACACAUGAGGGUUCACUCCGGGGAGCGCCCCUACAAAUGUGUCUACUGCAACAAGGCAUUCACGGCAUCCAGCAUCCUGCGCACUCACAUCCGCCAGCACUCGGGGGAGAAGCCCUUCAAGUGCAAGCACUGUGGCAAAGCCUUCGCCUCGCAUGCAGCCCACGACAGCCACGUGCGCCGCACGCACAGCAAGGAGAAGGGCUGCACUUGCUCGGUGUGCGGCCAGCACUUCCCGGAGCAGGAGGAUUACCACUUCCACAUGAAGAUGCACGCUGCUCACUAG
Molecule: messenger RNA, 1563 nt
Organism: Chroicocephalus ridibundus (black-headed gull)
Lineage: Eukaryota; Metazoa; Chordata; Aves; Charadriiformes; Laridae
Gene: PRDM14
Product: PR/SET domain 14
Exons: 7
Biological process (GO): regulation of transcription by RNA polymerase II
Cellular component (GO): nucleus
Molecular function (GO): RNA polymerase II transcription regulatory region sequence-specific DNA binding; protein binding
Source: RefSeq, a predicted model, not a curated record